Panicum virgatum (switchgrass) is the source of this 561-nucleotide messenger RNA. RefSeq names its product circumsporozoite protein-like. NCBI's taxonomy places the organism in Eukaryota, Viridiplantae, Streptophyta, Magnoliopsida, Poales, Poaceae. The record is from RefSeq and is a predicted model, not a curated record. The transcript has a single exon. Bases 1 to 561 code for a protein of 186 amino acids.
AUGGAUCCGACACGCGGGCCCGGGCGAGCAGAGGGGGACGCGCUGCGUGAGGGAGGCGACGGCCUGACGGGCGGGGCCAGCUUGGCAGGGAGAGGGAAGCGGGCGCAGCUGCGGGAGGAGCGGCGCCGACAUGUGGGCCCGACGGGUCAGACACAGAUCGGAGACAGCGGUGACGCGCGCGACGAGAGGCUGGCGUGGGCUGACAUGCGGGCCCGCCCUGCAGUCGGGGGCGCGCGUGCAGAACGCGAGCUGGGCGGAGAAGCGAAGCAGGCCGAGCGGAGCGUGGGCGAGCGUGCCGCGGGCGACGCGCGCGGGCUGGCCAGUGCGGGGUCUGCGGGAGACUGGUGCACCGGGCUGGGUCAGACGUGCGAGCUCCGGGUCGCGCAGGAGCGAGCGCUGGGCUUCGGCGCGUGGGGAACAGCUGGGCUGAGGCGGGAGAGCGCGCCGGCUGGGCCAGGAGCAGAGAAGCGACGCGCGGUGUGGGCUGCGGGGGGGGGGGGGAAGGCGAGGGAGACGGGCCGUGUGGAAGAGAGGGAGUGGCUGGGCCCGCGUGGGGAGUGA